AAAUGAAGACAAACCCAUUAGAAUCCAUUUUUGGAGCAGGGAUUCAAACCAAAUAUGAGUUCUGACCGAACUACCACCUUCCUCCAAUCUCUGCGCCCGUUACACCAUCUUCCAUCUCAAAUCCCAAAGCACAACCCCAUCGACAACACUGGGCAAAUCGCCAUUGAAGAAGCCAAGAUCGAGAAGGCGAUUAUCGAGGCAAUCACGAGGGGCAAGGCCCAGACUCUGAAGCCCAACUCCGGUGAAGCCAUCCCCAUUGGCGAGCACUACAUUUGCGUGUCGUUUCAGGACGAGGCAGAGUCGGAGUGCCGAGUGUGGGAGUGGCAUGGGCAUAUAAUGUCGUACAAUGGAGAGCAUGGGUACACUCAGGAUUAUGUGUAUGGGAACUACUUUGAGAGAAUGACGAGGAGGGUGUUUUCGGAUGAGAGCGACGAGAAGGGAGAUGUGGGUCUGGGGUUGAGAGAGUUGAUUGGUGGGAUUAAUUCGAUGGACGGUGGAAUUUUGUGCAGGAACAUGAAUUUCACCACCUCAGAUGGAUCAAUGCAAUAUAGCCAUAUUUUGCAUAAUGAGAUGUGAUAGAAAGAGCCAUUUCAAGAAAUUUGAUCUGAAACGAAUUCAUUGUGGCAAGUCCUUUAGCUAUUGCAUUGUACUUUUGCAAUUUUUGUCCUCAAAUUUAAUUACUCUUCAGUGGGUGAUUGAGGCUUUUGUUCUUUCUAUCAAUGGUUCAUACAAAUGUGUUCUGAGAAUUUUAACUACUCUAGGUGGAAGGCUAUAAACUUAUAUUGGAUGAGUUGGAUUUUGAUGGACAUCUCCUUAGCCACUUAGGGAUGUCAAAUAUUUGAAAUGGGAAAUGUAGAUUUGGUGUGAAACAUUUUCUCAAGUUAUAACUGGAAUUAUGGUUUCAACUGGCUUCAUUUAUUGCUAUUGGAGUCGUUACCCUAGUGAAACUUCACUUCCAAAUGGAUGAACUUCCACAAUCAUUCAACAACAAAAAUUUCUCUAUAUGUUUGGAUCCAACCAUUCAUCUUCUUCAUUAAUUUUUUUGCUCUUUCACUCAUUGAGUGUCUUGUUUGUAUUUGUAAACAAUCUUGUUGCAAUCGGAUUGCAAUAUUACAAAGAAUAAUAUUUUUGUCCAAUCAUCCAUUGCUUCUUUUUUCUCGUUUUUUCUCUAUUUAUGAACCAAACUGUCCCCAUUUUCACUCAUCCAAUUUAAAGCGAUGGAUUUCCUUCAUGUGUCCAUAUCUUUCCCUGCAUUCAAAUUCACCACUCUUUAAUGUUCCUAACAAUGUGUUUCCAAUACUUUAGAUUAUACUUUAUUAUUCAACUGUUCUUUCUAAAAGAAACACAUGGUGAUUCUUUUGUUGUUAAAGGCAUGCCUAGGCCCAAGUACAGUGAAAUCCUAUUUGUAGCACCUUCUCUAUUGGAGAGAUGCAUUGAAUCAUCUAUUUGUUUUCCUUUUUACACUUCUGUUCUACAGCACACUGCAAUUUUAUAUAAUUACAUUAAUUUUUUGAAUGCUAGAAAUCUUUUUCUCCUUCUUUUUCUUCUUCUUCUUCUUAUUAUUUGUGGCUAUGAUUCAAUUUUGCAUCAUGUUUGAUGAUAUUUGUAAUAUUUUAUAAAAUUGACAUGCACACUAGAUUGUGCUUGGCUUCAUACCCACAUUGGGUUACGCCUUGUACCUAGGCCCCAAGGGAAGUUUGUGCCUUGUGUGCACUUUGUGUCUUUUAGAACUAUGAGUGAUUUGGACCAUUUCUUAAUUACACUUGAAAACUUGGAAAACUGAUCACUAAGUGAUGAUGCUAAAUGAAGCAUUGUACAGGAUGUCUUAUUACAAGAAAAUUUCCUUUAGUCCACCAUGUUGGUAGGUUUCAAAUAGAUAAGUGUCAAAUUUUACAACCUCCAACGAGAUGUGGGCACUAUGAUCCACCAUUAAUUAGAUUUGUGUGCUAAUUAGAUUUGUAUGCUAUAUAGCAAAGAGAGGGAAAGGGAAGUCAUAGGGCCCAUUUGAAAAUUGUUCUUAAAAACAAAUUUCUGUUAUUUAGAACAAAAAAUAGUUUUCCAACUUCAAAUACAUGUUGGCAAAUUUUGGAUUGAAAACAAUCUUUUAAGAAUUUGUUCAGAAAAUACCCUAAUUUUUUAGAACCAAUUUAGUAUUUUUCAGUUGUUUUUUUUUUUGAAGUGUUUUGAGAAACAAUUAGAAAAUGGAGAGUAGGCUGGAAACUUUUGCAUUUUAUGUAAAUGUGCAGGGCUUUCAGAGAGUUUCUAAAGGGAAUUUUUGUUCUUCAAAGCAAUUGAGAAAUCUUUUUAAGAACUGUUCUCAAAAAUUAAUUUUUUAGAACUGUUUUAAAAAAUGUUGCCUAAGAAGCCAAUAGUUUCUUGGAUCAAGUCUUUGAGCUACUAAAGAAGCUGGUACAAGAGCUUAUAAGUUAUCCCAUGAAAAGCCUUAAGCCGGCUUGUUUUGAGUUCCCUAAAUACUUUCUACCGAACUUUGUAGCUUUAUCACUUGUUAACAUAUAUUUAGGUUGAUUUUAAUUUAAGUGGCAUUCUUUAGUAAAAGUUCACUGGUUUGCCAUUGGCUAAAUAUUAUCAAUAAUUAACUUGAUGGUAAGGUUCCUUGAAGUCUUAUCUUAUUACUUUGGUUCAAUCACGAUCCAAGCUCAGUAAUGAUGGUGUGUUUCCUAAUUGAUAA
Molecule: messenger RNA, 2689 nt
Organism: Vitis vinifera (wine grape)
Lineage: Eukaryota; Viridiplantae; Streptophyta; Magnoliopsida; Vitales; Vitaceae
Exons: 2
Coding region: 55-576 (173 amino acids)
Source: RefSeq, a predicted model, not a curated record